Molecule: messenger RNA, 2422 nt
Organism: Eriocheir sinensis (Chinese mitten crab)
Lineage: Eukaryota; Metazoa; Arthropoda; Malacostraca; Decapoda; Varunidae
Product: U3 small nucleolar ribonucleoprotein protein MPP10-like
Exons: 10
Coding region: 129-2255 (708 amino acids)
Biological process (GO): rRNA processing
Cellular component (GO): small-subunit processome; sno(s)RNA-containing ribonucleoprotein complex; nucleus
Source: RefSeq, a predicted model, not a curated record
GCGAAACUCCCGACCGUAAACAAACCCUUCACGUGCGUGGCCUGAUGACGGCUGACCAGGACGUUAUUGCCCCUCUGUGCCCUUGUCCGGGUCUUGAUUAACGAAGAGCGGUGAACGAGGCACGGAGAAUGGAGGGUGUAUGCACUCAAGCCACGCAGCUGCUCUCCAAACCCGAGGACUACAUAAGGCCCAACAAGGAGCUGGAGGGAGCAUGGCUGAAGCAGACGGAAGCUGUGUACAACUUUCUGAAGGAGGAGGAAAAGCGGCACAGCCUGUCCUCCCCGCCAGGCACACUCCAGUGCCUCCACACUGAUGGCCUCGAUGCUGAACAGGUGUGGCAGCUGGUGGAGUUGCAGAAUAAUGUUAUGCUGGCAGCUCCCCAGGACUUGCAGGGACUUGAUGACACCAACCUGUGCUUCAUGGUGGCACGUCUCAGCAGUCUAGCCAAGCAUGGCAAGCUUUCCCGUGUGGAUGAAUUGCUGACAGAGGAUGAGGGGAUUGGUGGGAGUCCUCAGGGUUGUGAAGAUACAGACUCUGAUGAUAAUGAAGAGGAUGAACAAGAGAUGGACGGUGUGGAGAAUGAAAAUCUCAUGGAGUCUGAUGAUGAAAUGAGUGAUGAUGAUGAUGGUGGUGGUGGUGAUGAUGAAGACUUGUUUGGAAAACCUUUUGAUUUUAAAGAUUCAGGCUUAAAUGAUGACUUUACUAAUGAUACUGAUGAGGAGGAGGACAAUUUUGAUGAAUUUAUUGCCAAAGAAGGGAUCGAAUCUGAUGACAGUGAAGAUGAGGCAGUUAGUAAAAAAGAUAAUGAGAAAAAGGCAAAAGUUUUACCCCAAAGUGAAGCAAAGCCUAGGAAAGAGGAAAAGUCAAAUGAAGGGCAGAAGUUUGCCAAGACCAAGGUUGACACAAAGUUCUUUAAGCUUCGGGAGAGUGAGUGGGUGGCAGACAACGACGCCAUUGGUGAAAACUACACUGUUGAUGAUGAGGAGAUUGAUCUCAUGGCAGAAAUGUCUGAUGGCAGUGAGGGAGAGGAAGGCCUCAUGUACGAUGCUUUCUUUGACAAACUCCCGGAAGACACUGAUGGAGAAGGUGGAUCAGGGAAGAAACUGUCAGAAAUGCUAGUAGAUGAGGAUGAGGAGGAUGAGGAAGGGACAGCGGAUGAAGAGGAGGAGGAGGGGCUAGAAGAUGAAGAGGAGGAAGAGCGUCACUCAGCAAAAGAGGAAAGUGAAGAAGAAGACAGCAUCACACCACUUCUUGGAGCCCACAAAAAGGAGACCAAAUCGACGUUUGAGAAGGAGCGUGAGAAGGAAAUGCAGGUGAUGGAGCAGCUUGAGGAGGAGAACCUGAGUGAGAAGCCGUGGUACCUGCAGGGAGAGGUGGUUAGUGCACAGAGGCCUCAGAACUCAACCCUGGAGGAGCACCUGGAAUAUGACAUUGCCGUCAGACAGAAGCCCAUCAUCACCGAGGACACAACCAGCCUGGUGGAGAAGAUCAUCCUGGGCCGGAUACGCAUCAAGGCCUGGGAUGACGUGGAGCGCAAAGUGCGGCCUACCGUUGACCCCUUUGAGUUCAAGAAAAAACUCCUUCUCGAGCAGGACAAGAGUAAGAAGAGCUUGGCGGAGAUUUAUGAGGAGGAAUACCUCAGGAAGCAGAAGGAGCAGGUGGAGGAGGAGGGGGAGGAGGAGCCACAGGAGCACAAGGAGAUCAAGGAGCGCAUGGAUAAGCUGUUCGUGAAGCUUGACGCCUUGUCCAAUUACCACUACACUCCCAAACAGCCGGUGACAGACAUCAAGAUUCAGAGCAACCUGCCGGCCAUCACUGUGGAGGAGGCAACGCCAGCCACGGCCAGUGAUGCCACCCUGUUGGCACCUCAGGAGAUAUUAGAACCAGUGCGAGGAGAGCUGGUGGGAGACACUGAGCGCAGCGCCACAGACCGCAAGCGUGAUCGCAGGAUAAAAAAGAAACACCAGAAGAAAAAGGCAAAGAUGCAAGAAAAGAAACUGCAGGAGAAGGUGCGCAGGGCCGGGGCCAAGGAUGGAGCCGGCAAGCUGGACCGCGGCACGACCAUGAAGGUGAUCGAGAAGGCCGUCAAGAGUGGACAAGUGAAGCUGCUGGAGGGGGGCCAGGGCAAGGCUCUCAAGUCAUCCCAGACCUUCUUCAAGCAGCUGCAGGACACCACCUCCACCAAGCAGAAGAAUGAGAAACACAAGAAGAGGAAGAAAGGAGAGACAUUAUCAGCUUCCAAACUCUUGCUAUAGUAGUAACUUAAGGUGGGCCACACUUGAAGGGUUGAAGAUAAAGUUUUUUAUUUCAGUUGUUCAUCAUCUGUUCAUAAGUUCCAGGUAGUGAGAGUUGGAGCAAUUCUGUAUUUAUACUGCAGCCCCUGCUCAGCCAGUAGAGAAGAAAUAAACAUAUAAUCUGAGGA